Messenger RNA from Neogale vison (American mink), 4888 nucleotides. RefSeq names its product adhesion G protein-coupled receptor B1 (gene ADGRB1). The record is from RefSeq and is a predicted model, not a curated record. Gene Ontology annotation, cellular component: plasma membrane. Gene Ontology annotation, biological process: cell surface receptor signaling pathway; G protein-coupled receptor signaling pathway; negative regulation of angiogenesis. Lineage: Eukaryota; Metazoa; Chordata; Mammalia; Carnivora; Mustelidae. The transcript is spliced from 30 exons. Gene Ontology annotation, molecular function: G protein-coupled receptor activity. The coding region runs from base 1 to 4722 and encodes 1573 amino acids.
AUGAGGGGCCAGGCCGCCGCCCCGGGCCCCCUCUGCCGGAUCCUCUGCCUGCGGCCGCCGCUGCUGCUGCUGCUGCUGGUGCUGGUGCUGGGGCGUCGGGCGCGGGCGGCCGCGGGGGCCGACGCGGGUCCCGGGGCCGAGCCGUGCGCCACGCUGGUGCAGGGCAAGUUCUUCGGCUACUUCUCGGCGGCCGCCGUGUUCCCCUCCAACGCCUCGCGCUGCUCCUGGACCCUGCGCAACCCCGACCCCCGCCGCUACACGCUCUACAUGAAGGUGGCCAAGCCGCCUGCCCCCUGCGGCGGCCCCGGCCGCAUCCGCACCUACCAGUUCGACUCCUUCCUGGAGUCCACGCGCACCUACCUGGGCGUGGAGAGCUUUGACGACGUGCUGCAGCUCUGCGACCCCGCGGCGCCCCUGGCCUUCCUGCAGGCCAGCAAGCAGUUCCUGCAAAUGCUGCGCCAGCAGCCGCCCCCUGACCCCGGCCCCCGGCUGCUGGGCGCGUCCCCGGGCCCCAGCGACGACUUCUCCGUGGAGUACCUGGUCGUGGGCAACCGCCACCCGAGCGGGGCCGCCUGCCAGAUGCUGUGUCGCUGGCUGGACGCCUGUCUGGCCGGCAGCCGCAGCUCGCACCCCUGCGGGAUCAUGCAGACCCCCUGCGCCUGCGUGGGCGGGGACGGCGGCGCCCCGGCCCCCCGCGGGGACGUCUGCCUGAGGGACGGUGUGGCCGGCGGCCCUGAGAACUGCCUCACCAGCCUGACCCAGGAUCGGGGCGGAGACGGCGCAGCAGGUGGCUGGAAGCUGUGGUCCCUGUGGGGCGAGUGCACGCGGGACUGCGGGGGAGGCCUGCAGACGCGGACCCGCACCUGCCUGCCGGCCCCCGGCGCCGAGGGCGGCGGCUGCGAGGGGGUGCUGGAGGAGGGCCGCCUGUGCAACCGCAAGGCCUGCGGCCCGGCCGGGCGUGCCAGCUCCCGAAGCCAGUCCCUGCGGUCCACCGACGCCCGGCGGCGGGAGGAGCUGGGGGAUGAGCUGCAGCGUUUCGGCUUCCCGUCCCCGCAGACAGGUGACCCCGCAGCCGAGGAGUGGUCCCCGUGGAGCGUGUGCUCCAGCACCUGCGGCGAAGGCUGGCAGACCCGCACGCGCUUCUGCGUGUCCUCCUCCUACAGCACGCAGUGCAGCGGGCCUCUGCGCGAGCAGCGGCUGUGCAACAAUUCCGCUGUGUGUCCAGUGCACGGCGCCUGGGACGAGUGGUCGCCUUGGAGCCUCUGCUCCAGCACCUGUGGCCGUGGCUUCCGAGACCGCACGCGCACCUGCAGGCCCCCCCAGUUUGGAGGCAACCCCUGUGAGGGCCCUGAGAAGCAAACUAAGUUUUGCAACAUUGCCCUGUGUCCUGUGGAUGGAAACUGGAACGAGUGGUCGAGCUGGAGCGCAUGCUCCGCCAGCUGCUCCCAGGGCCGGCAGCAGCGCACACGGGAGUGCAACGGGCCGUCCUACGGGGGCGCUGAGUGCCAGGGCCACUGGGUGGAGACUCGGGACUGCUUCCUCCAGCAGUGCCCAGUGGAUGGCAAGUGGCAGACCUGGGCGUCAUGGGGCGGCUGCAGUGUGACAUGCGGGGGCGGCACCCAGCGACGAGAACGAGUCUGCUCUGGUCCGUUCUUCGGGGGAGCUGCCUGCCAGGGCCCUCAGGACGAGCAGCGGCCGUGCGGCGCCCAGCGGUGUCCCGAGCCCCAUGAGAUCUGUGACGAGGACAACUUCGGCACGGUGGUCUGGAAGGAGACUCCAGCAGGAGAGGUGGCUGCAGUCCGGUGUCCCCGCAAUGCCACAGGCCUCAUCCUGCGACGCUGCGAGCUGGACGAGGAGGGCAUCGCCUACUGGGAGCCCCCUACCUACAUCCGUUGUGUCUCCAUCGACUACCGGAACAUCCAGAUGAUGACUCGGGAGCACCUGGCGAAGGCGCAGCGUGGGCUGCCUGGGGAGGGGGUGUCCGAGGUGAUCCAGACGCUGGUAGAGAUCUCCCAGGACGGGACCAGCUACAGUGGGGACCUUCUCUCCACCAUCGACGUCCUGAGGAACAUGACAGAGAUCUUCCGGAGGGCAUAUUACAGUCCUACCCCUGGGGACGCGCAGAACUUUGUGCAGAUCAUCAGCAACCUGCUGGCAGAAGAGAACCGGGACAAGUGGGAGGAGGCCCAGCUGAUGGGUCCCAACGCCAAGGAGCUCUUCCGGCUGGUGGAGGACUUCGUAGGCGUCAUCGGCUUCCGCAUGAAGGACCUGCGGGACGCGUACCAGGUCACAGACAACCUGGUGCUCAGCAUCCAUAAACUCCCGGCCAGUGGGGCCGCAGACAUCAGCUUCCCCAUGAAGGGCUGGCGGGCCACGGGCGACUGGGCCAAGGUGCCGGAGGACAGGGUCACGGUGUCCAGGAGCGUCUUCUCCACGGGGUUGGCAGAGGCUGAUGACUCGUCUGUGUUCGUGGUGGGCACCGUGCUCUACAGAAACCUGGGCAGCUUCCUGGCCCUGCAGAGGAACACGACCGUGCUGAACUCCAAGGUCAUCUCCGUGACAGUGAAGCCCCCGCCACGCUCCCUGCUCACACCCUUGGAGAUAGAGUUCGCCCACCUGUACAACGGCACCACCAACCAGACCUGCAUCCUGUGGGACGAGUCGGACGUGCCCUCCUCCCCCGCCCCCCCGCAGCUCGGGCCCUGGUCGUGGCGCGGCUGCCGCACGGUGCCCCUCGACGCCCUCCGGACGCGCUGCCUCUGUGACCGGCUCUCCACCUUCGCCAUCUUAGCCCAGCUCAGCGCCGACGCGAGCAUGGAGAAGGUGAUCGUGCCGUCAGUGACGCUCAUCGUGGGCUGCGGCGUGUCGUCCCUCACCCUGCUCCUGCUGAUCAUCAUCUACGUGUCUGUGUGGAGGUACAUCCGCUCGGAGCGGUCGGUCAUCCUCAUCAACUUCUGCUUGUCCAUCAUCUCCUCCAACGCCCUCAUCCUCAUCGGGCAGACCCAGACCCGCAAUAAGGUGGUGUGCACGCUGGUGGCCGCCUUCCUGCACUUCUUCUUCCUGUCAUCCUUCUGCUGGGUGCUCACCGAGGCCUGGCAGUCGUACAUGGCCGUGACGGGCCGCCUCAGGAACCGUCUCAUCCGGAAACGCUUCCUCUGCCUGGGCUGGGGGCUCCCUGCACUGGUCGUGGCCAUUUCUGUGGGAUUCACCAAGGCCAAAGGGUACAGCACCAUGAACUACUGCUGGCUGUCCCUGGAGGGGGGACUGUUGUACGCCUUCGUGGGACCGGCUGCCGCCGUUGUACUGGUGAACAUGGUCAUCGGGAUCCUGGUGUUCAACAAGCUCGUGUCCAAGGACGGCAUCACGGACAAGAAGCUGAAGGAGCGGGCAGGGGCCUCGCUGUGGAGCUCCUGCGUGGUGCUGCCGCUGCUGGCGCUGACCUGGAUGUCGGCCGUGCUCGCCCUCACCGACCGCCGCUCCGCCCUCUUCCAGAUCCUGUUUGCCGUCUUCGACUCGCUGGAGGGCUUCGUCAUAGUGAUGGUCCACUGCAUCUUGCGCAGAGAGGUCCAGGACGCCGUGAAGUGCCGCGUGGUGGACCGGCAGGAGGAGGGCAACGGGGACUCGGGGGGCUCCUUCCAGAACGGCCACGCCCAGCUCAUGACUGACUUCGAGAAGGACGUGGAUCUGGCCUGUAGAUCAGUGCUGAACAAGGACAUUGCGGCCUGCCGGACGGCCACGAUCACCGGCACGCUCAAGCGGCCGUCGCUGCCCGAGGAGGAGAAGCUGAAGGUAGCCCAUGCCAAGGUGCCCCCCACCAACUUCAACAGCCUGCCCGCCAACGUGUCCAAGCUGCACCUGCACGGCUCGCCCCGCUGCCCGGGCGGCCCCCUGCCCGACUUCCCCAACCACUCCCUGACCCUCAAGAAGGACAGGGCGCCCAAGUCCUCCUUUGCCGGCGAUGGGGACAUCUUCAAGAAGCUGGACUCGGAGCUGAGCCGGGCCCAGGAGAAGGCCCUGGACACCAGCUACGUCAUCCUGCCUACGGCCACGGCCACGCUGCGGCCCAAGCCCCCGGAGGAAGCCAAGCACAGCAUCCACCUGGACCAGAUGCCCCAGACCCGCCUCAUCCACCUCAACAUGACCCCCGACGCUGGCCUCCCGGCCCGCAGCCCACCCACCCGCCAGCCUCCGGGCGCCGGGCCCCCAGAGGCCCCCCCUGCCCAGCCCCCGCCGCCGCCGCCCCCCCCGCCCCCACCCCCCACCCUGGAGCCCACGCCCCCCAGCCUGGGGGAGCCUGGGGAGCCCGCGGCCCACCCGGGGCCUAGCUCGGGGGCCGGGACCAGGAACGAGAACGUCUCCACCUUGUCCGUGAGCUCCCUCGAGCGGCGGAAAUCACGGUAUGCGGAACUGGAUUUCGAGAAAAUCAUGCACACGCGGAAACGGCACCAGGACCUGUUCCAGGAUCUGAACCGGAAGCUGCAGCAUGCCGAGAAGGACAAGGAGGCCCUGGGCCCAGACAACAAGCCGGAGAAGCAGCAGACGCCCAACAAGCGGCCCUGGGAGAGCCUUCGGAAAGCCCACGGGACACCCGCGUGGGUGAAGAAGGAGCUGGAGCCACUGCCACCGUCCCCGCUGGAGCUGCGGAGCGUGGAGUGGGAGAAGUCGGGCGCCACGAUCCCGCUGGUGGGCCAGGACAUCAUCGACCUCCAGACUGAGGUCUGAGCAGGUGGGCGGCGGCCUCGCACCGGGCCACGAGGAGGGAUGCUGCUCUGCCCGCUCCUGCCACGGGAUGGGCUCAGACGUGCUCUCGGGCUGCGGGCCAGACCCGCGUCCUGGCCUCAGGGCACUCGGACGGCGGCCAGGUGGAGGCCCGCAGUGCUGGGACCAG